Molecule: messenger RNA, 1957 nt
Organism: Megalobrama amblycephala (Wuchang bream)
Lineage: Eukaryota; Metazoa; Chordata; Actinopteri; Cypriniformes; Xenocyprididae
Product: E3 ubiquitin-protein ligase TRIM39-like
Exons: 4
Coding region: 6-1412 (468 amino acids)
Molecular function (GO): protein binding
Source: RefSeq, a predicted model, not a curated record
UGAAGAUGAUGGAGGAACAGCAGAAAGCAGCAGAGAAACAGGCUGAAGAUCUCAAUAAAGAGCUGAAGAUGAUGGAGGAACAGCAGAAAGCAGCAGAGAAACAGGCUGAAGAUCUCAAUAAAGAGCUGAAGAUGAUGGAGGAACAGCAGAAAGCAGCAAAGAAAGAGGCUGAAGAUCUCAAUAAAGAGCUGAAGAUGAUGGAGGAACAGCAGAAAGCAGCAAAGAAAGAGGCUGAAGAUCUCAAUAAAGAGCUGAAGAUGAUGGAGGAACAGCAGAAAGCAGCAGAAAAAGAGGCUGAAGAUCUCAUUAAAGAGCUGAAGAUGAUGGAGGAACAGCAGAAAGCAGCAGAGAAAGAGGCUGAAGAUCUCAAUAAAGAGCUGAAGAUGAUGGAGGAACAGCAGAAAGCAGCAAAGAAAGAGGCUGAAGAUCUCAAUAAAGAGCUGAAGAUGAUGGAGGAACAGCAGAAAGCAGCAAAGAAAGAGGCUGAAGAUCUCAAUAAAGAGCUGAAGAUGAUGGAGGAACAGCAGAAAGCAGCAAAGAAAGAGGCUGAAGAUCUCAAUAAAGAGCUGAAGAUGAUGGAGGAACAGCAGAAAGCAGCAAAGAAAGAGGCUGAAGAUCUCAAUAAAGAGCUGAAGAUGAUGAAGGAACAGCAGAAAGCAGCAGAGAAACAGGCUGAAGAUCUCAUUAAAGAGCUGAAGCAGGAAAUCACUGAGCUGGAGCAGCUCACACAGAUGUUCUCAUCCCUGUACAGUAUUUCACACACCAAGAUCUCUGAUGUGGACGAGAAAUCUCUGAAAAGAGCUCUGAAUCUACUGAAGGAACAACUAAAUGAAAAACUCAUUCAAACUGAGUUGAAGUUUGUGCAGAAGUUUGCAGUGGAUGUGACUCUGGAUCCUGAUACAGCACAUCCUCGUCUCAUCCUGUCUGAUGAUGGAAAACAAGUCAGUGAUGGAGACAUGAAGAGGAACGUCCCAGAAAACCCAAAGAGAUUUGAUUACUCUCCUUGUGUUCUGGCAAAGGAGGGAUUCAGUUCAGGCAGAUUUUACUAUGAGGUGCAGGUGAAGGGAAAGACUCAGUGGAGUUUAGGAGUGGCCAGAGAAUCCAUUAACAGGAAGAAGCAUACAUGGCGGAGUCCCGAUAAGGGAGUCUGGGCUGUGACUCAUUGGAAUUAUAAAUAUGUGGCUCAUGACAGCAAAUUUGUCUCUUUAUCUCUGAGUGUGAAACCUGAGAAGGUGAGAGUGUUUGUGGAUUAUGAGGAGGGUCUGGUCUCUUUUUCUGAUGUGGACUCCAGAUCUCAUAUCUACUCUUUCACUGGUCUGACUUUCACUGACAAACUCUAUCCAUAUUUUUGCCCAGGUUAUAAUGAAGAAGGUAAAAACUCAAAGCCACUGAUCAUCACACCUGUCAACUGAAACAAACAAAAAACAUAAAAUCUGAAAAGAUUCAAUAUGGAUGUGAUGAUUUUAGAAUAUGUAAAUAAAAACCAAAAUUUGCACAAUCAAGUAGAUUUUACUUACAAAUAUAAAGAAAAUUAAAAUGUGACACAAGUGCAAAAAAGAAAUAUAUAUUCAGGCCUUUAGAAAAAAAUCAGUUACUGACAAAACAUGAACUAUGAUGAAAUAUUUGUGAGUUAUAUGUACAUGUAAAUGUCCAAUUUGUUACACAUCUAUAUAUUUCUUUUGUCUUUCAUUAAUACUUUGAUUUUCAAAUCAACUAUGAAAUUGUUUCUACAUUGUUUCUGAAGCCAUUUUCUCUCUCCAGCUGUUAACAUUGAAUUACUUGUGAAAUAUUGUGAUUUUUGGUUUAUAUUGUAAUAUCUGAAUAAAGUCAAGAGUUCAGUUCUAUAACUGAUAUUGCUUGUAAACUAAAUUGUUUGCUAAUAAAUAUGUAAAUACACAUUUGAGAAUGAUUUGAGUUCAUGAACAUCUGCUCACAGAAACAACAGACAGAAUAUGAA